Scutellospora calospora is the source of this 577-nucleotide messenger RNA. The record is from the annotation of a GenBank genome assembly. Lineage: Eukaryota; Fungi; Glomeromycota; Glomeromycetes; Diversisporales; Gigasporaceae.
UAUUCGCAAAGAAAUUUGUGAUUUUAUUGAUAAAAACCCAAAUAAAAAUCAAACAGAAGUUGCUAACUUUUUUAAUGAAAAAUAUGAGCUAACUCUUGACCGCACUACUAUAUCAAAAACCUAUAAAAAAAAAGAAUUAUGGAAUACUGUGAAUGAUAAGGAAUCCUCUUUUGAUAUGUAUUGUCAUAGAGAAGUCAAAUAUCCAAAUAUUGAAAAUGCUAUAGAAAUAUGGGUACAACAAGCAGUAGCAAAAGGUUUGCCACUUUCAGAUCAACUAUUAAAAGAAAAAGAUGUUGAAGAGGAAGUUUAUAAUUAUGAUGAUAACAAUAAUCUUUUCUCAAUACUACAAAAUUGGUCUAAUGAAACUACUGAUAAAUUUGUAACAGCUUUAGCUGAUAAUUUAUUCAAGUAUUUAGAUAGUUUUAAUACUACUAUUCCAACAGAAGAAGAUCUAACUGAUGAUCAAAUUGUUCAACUUGUUUUAGAAAAAGAAAAGAAUCAUAGUGAAAGUGAUAAUUCAGAAUUUGAAACUCCUCUUAUUUCUGUUAAAAAAAGAUAUGAUGCUCUUAAAACAUAG